GACAUCGAUCGCGGUUUCAAAGACUGGUGCGCCACAGCCGCCCGUCCUUGAGGCUCCCAGAUCAUGUGAUCGGGCCUGUCUCCGCCUGCCAUCACAGCCGCUUUAGGCCACCAAUAUUGUUCCUCGAAUUGUUCGGAUCGAUGCCGUGGUGGACUCGACUCCGGGGGGAUGUGCAAAGUGUUGAUCAAUUACUACUCUGCUUUUCUUAGCCAUACUUAUCGUCACAGAUAGGUUCCCCGUUUCCGCGACCGGACACCGACCGCAUACACCCGCACCCCCAAGCCAACAGUACCGAGCAAUGGUGCCUCGGAGACACCCUCGAUACCGCUCGGCUUGAUAUGACAUUUCAAUUCUCAACAUAGGAGCUUUCAUAGUGCUCCUCGUAUACAGUCAUCCUUCUCUGGAUUUCUUCCGACCUUCACCAUGCCUUCUUCAUCCGAAUACCUACAUUCGCAUGGCCGUGCCAGCAUCGCAGGCGACUCUGGUUCCGACGAUGACCUCGACCUGGAGGAGCUUGAUCCGAGCACCACACAUUUAUACGGAGCCGCUCGCCUCUCAAGGGAGGAGUCCAAUCGCCAAAGGAGUCGCGGUCCCGGCAUAGCUUUGCGGAAUCUACGCGUUGGUGUGGGAAACCGAGUAUGGAGACGAAACACUUCUGGAUCGCAUGGAAGAUCGGAGGACAUGGAUGGCCUACUGGAGGAUCGGGAGGAAGAUGGACUCCGCAGGUCGCAUGCGAGCUCCCGCAACUAUACUGACGACGAUGCCCCGCUGCUCAACGAGCGCAGGCGUAGCUCCGCUCGCUCAUUAGCAGAUCUCGAGCGGGCGUCGCAGAGGGGCUCGCGGUUCAGAAUCCCGGGGAUCAAAGCGGCGAGCUUCCUUUUUGGCUCCUCCAACCAUGCACCUUCUGAUCAGACAGAAACGAAACCACCGCGCGAUGUUCUCGUCGGCCAAACGCAACGAGCCAAAUACCCCGCGAAUAUUGUAUCGAACGCAAAGUACACCCCAUGGAGCUUCCUGCCCCGCACGCUCUAUAACGAAUUCUCCUUCUUCUUCAACAUCUACUUCCUUCUCGUCGCGCUUUCCCAGAUCAUCCCAGUGCUUCGAAUAGGCUACAUGUCAUCCUAUAUUGCGCCUUUGGCCUUCGUCGUCAGUAUAUCGCUGGGGAAGGAGGCUUUGGAUGAUAUUGGCCGUCGUCGCAGAGAUGCCGAGGCAAACGCCGAAGAAUUCACCGUUCUCAGUUUUGAUAGACCUAAUGGGGUCAUGGAAGUCGUCAAAAAGUCCCGGGAUUUAAAAGUUGGUGACGUUUUGAAGGUUCGCAAGAACCAGCGUCUGCCUGCGGACGUUGUGAUCCUAAAGAGCGUUUCCAAUGACUCUGUGGCUGCUCGUCAAAGCUCCUUGGCCGAAAGGCCAGCGGAAUUUACUUCUCAGGAACAAAACCUACUGUCGCCUACCGCGGAGCCUAGCUCGAGCGCUGCGGCAAGUCAGGCCAAUGUCUCUUCGGCCAGCGAUACAUUCAUUCGAACCGAUCAAUUGGAUGGUGAAACCGAUUGGAAGCUACGACUGCCCUCUGUAUUGUCGCAAGCUUUGCCCCUCGGUGACCUGACAAGGUUGAAGGUCACUGCAAGUGCGCCAGAUAGACGAGUCAAUGAGUUUGUGGGUACUGUUGAACUAGGGCAGCCGUCCGGGUUCUACGAUCCCCAUGUCGACAAAGGGGAGAAUAGAGGUGACUAUGAGACUACGGACACACAGGCCAACUCUGCUCCGUUGACGAUCGACAACACGGCAUGGGCCAACACUGUUCUUGCCUCUAAUACUAUCACAUACGCUACCAUUAUUUAUACGGGAUCUCAGACGCGGGCUGCCCUUUCAACGUCGGCAUCUCGCUCGAAAGUGGGCCUGCUGGAGUACGAAAUCAACAACCUGACCAAGAUCCUCUGCAUUCUAACACUGGCCCUGUCGAUUGUUUUGGUUGCUUUAGAGGGAUUCCAGCCGACCAACGACAAGGUGUGGUAUGUUGCGAUCAUGAUCUAUCUGAUUCUUUUCUCGACAAUCAUCCCCAUGAGCUUACGGGUUAACCUGGACAUGGCGAAAUCCGUGUACGGCCGGUUCAUUGAAAGAGACAAGGAUAUUCCAGGGACCGUUGUUAGGACCAGCACCAUCCCCGAAGACCUUGGUAGGAUUGAGUAUCUUUUGUCCGAUAAGACAGGGACCUUGACCCAAAACGAGAUGGAACUGAAAAAAAUCCACGUCGGGACUGUCUCAUAUGCCAACGACGCAAUGGAGGAGGUGGCGUCGUAUAUACGACAAAGCUUCGCCGGGGACUCUUUGACUACUCCUUCCACUGCAUUCGGAGCACAAGCGGGACUUGGAACGGCUCCACGUACAAGACGAGAGAUUGGCUCCAGGGUCAGAGACAUCGUUUUGGCACUUUCUCUUUGCCAUAAUGUCACCCCGACGAGUGACGAAGAAGAUGGUGUCAAAGUCACCAACUACCAGGCUUCAUCCCCGGAUGAAAUCGCAAUCGUGAAAUACACCGAAGAGGUCGGGCUAAAACUAGCUUAUCGCGAUCGACAGUCAAUUGUCCUCGAAUCUACGCAUACCGGAAAAGUCAUCGUUCGGGUCCGCAUUCUUGAGAUCUUCCCUUUCACGUCAGACAGCAAGAGGAUGGGAAUCAUCGUGCAAUUCGAGACGGAUGACGGACUAUUGGACACAUCCAACAAUGAUAGUGAGAUAUGGUUCUAUCAAAAGGGAGCAGACACCGUCAUGUCGACGAUUGUUGCGGCGAACGAUUGGCUCGACGAGGAGACCGCGAAUAUGGCUCGCGAGGGCUUGCGGACCCUGGUCAUUGGACGGCGGCGACUGUCUGCGCAGCAAUACGAGGAGUUCACCACCAAGUAUAGACAAGCCUCUCUUGCUCUUCAAGGACGCGAUGUUGGUAUGGCCAAAGUGAUUGGCGACUUUCUGGAGCGAGAUUUGGAGCUUCUCGGCGUGACCGGUGUGGAAGACCGCCUCCAACGGGAUGUCAAGCCCUCUCUCGAGCUUCUCCGCAACGCCGGAGUCAAGAUCUGGAUGUUGACGGGUGACAAGGUCGAGACAGCCCGUUGUGUGGCCAUUUCUGCCAAGCUGGUCGCCCGUGGACAGUAUAUCCACACCGUUGCCAAAGUCAAGGACAAGUCUACCGCUCAAGAAGCGUUGGACUUCCUACGCAACAAGACGGACUGCUGCCUGCUCAUCGAUGGCGAGUCGCUCUCACUCAUGCUUGGCCAGUUCCGGACGGCGUUCAUUUCUGUCGCCGUCCUGCUCCCUGCCGUCAUCGCCUGUCGAUGCUCUCCAACCCAAAAGGCCGAAGUGGCAGAUCUCAUCCGCCACCACACCAGAAAGCGCGUCUGCUGUAUCGGCGACGGCGGAAACGACGUCUCCAUGAUCCAAGCCGCAGAUGUCGGAAUUGGCAUUGUCGGCAAGGAGGGGCGUCAAGCUUCCCUGGCAGCCGACUUUAGCAUCACCCAAUUCCACCAUCUCACCAAACUGCUUGUCUGGCAUGGGCGCAAUUCCUAUAAACGAUCCGCCAAACUCGCCCAAUUCAUCAUGCACCGUGGACUCAUCAUCAGCGCCUGUCAGACCAUGUACAGCAUCGCCAGCCACUUUGACCCGAAGGGUCUCUUCAUCAACUGGCUGAUGGUCGGUUACGCCACCGUCUACACCAACGCCCCCGUCUUCUCACUCGUGUUCGACCGCGACGUCGACGAAGAACUCGCCAACCUCUACCCGGAACUUUACAAAGAGCUCAAAACCGGACGCAGCCUCAGCUACCGCUCGUUCUUCACCUGGGUUCUUGUAUCUGUCUACCAAGGCGCCGUCAUCCAGGGCCUCUCUCAGAUCCUCCUCGACACAAUUACCGGGCCGCGCCUCAUCAGCGUGUCCUUCACCGCUCUCGUCAUCAACGAGCUCCUCAUGGUGGCCAUCGCCAUCACGACAUGGCACCCGAUCAUGAUCUUCAGCAUCAUCGGCACCGCCCUUGUCUACGCAUCCAGCGUACCUUUCCUAGGCAGCUACUUCGACCUGCACUACGUGAUCACUAUAGACUGGCUGUGGCGAGUUGUCGCCGUCUGCGCCGUCUCCUUAAUUCCCGUCUGGGCUGGGAAAUUGAUCCUGCGGUCCUGGAGUCCGCCCAGCUACCGGAAAGUGCGUGGAUAAUUGCCUUCCUCUAUAUCCUCUAUCUGCCUCGCUUCAUUUCCUAGGUGAACGGUGUCUGGAGCUUAGCAUCCACUUCCAACUUUCAUCUCAUUUGCUUUUCAUUCAUCAACUCCUAUAUCUAGCGCUGCGCAACGGUGCGCUGUAUAUCAUUGACACUUGUCCUUCCUCCCUUUUUCCCUUGCUGCAUGUAUUCUCCAUCAUUGCUGGUAUAUAGACUUAGCGUGAAUCAUAUCCCUUUG
This is a messenger RNA of Aspergillus sclerotioniger CBS 115572, 4433 nucleotides long. RefSeq names its product aminophospholipid-translocating P4-type ATPase NEO1. Gene Ontology annotation, biological process: retrograde vesicle-mediated transport, Golgi to endoplasmic reticulum; phospholipid translocation; endocytosis. Gene Ontology annotation, cellular component: plasma membrane; endosome; trans-Golgi network. Bases 424 to 4194 code for a protein of 1256 amino acids. The transcript has 2 exons. Gene Ontology annotation, molecular function: ATP binding; ATPase-coupled intramembrane lipid carrier activity; ATP hydrolysis activity. NCBI's taxonomy places the organism in Eukaryota, Fungi, Ascomycota, Eurotiomycetes, Eurotiales, Aspergillaceae. The record is from RefSeq and is a predicted model, not a curated record.